Molecule: messenger RNA, 2554 nt
Organism: Xiphias gladius (swordfish)
Lineage: Eukaryota; Metazoa; Chordata; Actinopteri; Istiophoriformes; Xiphiidae
Gene: p2rx5
Product: purinergic receptor P2X, ligand-gated ion channel, 5
Exons: 12
Coding region: 56-1426 (456 amino acids)
Biological process (GO): monoatomic cation transmembrane transport; response to ATP
Cellular component (GO): nuclear inner membrane; plasma membrane
Molecular function (GO): purinergic nucleotide receptor activity; extracellularly ATP-gated monoatomic cation channel activity
Source: RefSeq, a predicted model, not a curated record
UAUCAGCUGGGAGCCUGGGACCUGCCGUCUCACUCGGGCUCACCGUGCGGGAGGAAUGGCAGCCUGGGGGGGCUUCUUCCUUUCUCUGCUCAACUACAAGACGGAGAAAUAUGUCAUCGCCGAAAACAGGAAAAUCGGAAUAUUGUUUAGACUCUAUCAGCUGGCCGUGCUGGGAUACAUAAUAGGGUGGGUGUUUGUGGUGAAGAAAGGGUACCAGGAGAGAGAGGAGACCAUCCAGACCUCAGUCAUCACCAAGCUUAAAGGUGUUACACUGACCAACAGCUCUGGGACAGGGCUUCACCUCUGGAGUGCUGAGGAUUACACCAUACCCCCAAAUGGCGAGCAGGUGUUCUUCAUAGUAACAAAUUACAUAGAGACCCCCAAUCAAAGACUGGGGUUCUGUGCUGAGAGUUUCAAGGUGCCAAAUGGACGAUGUCUGAGAGAUGAUGACUGCGUCGAGGGGGAGACUGUAAUAGCUGGCCACGGAAUCAAGACCGGCUUGUGUUUAAACAACACUGGGACAUGUGAGAUUCACGCCUGGUGUCCUGUUGAAUACAGCAAGCGACCCACAGAGCCCUCACUGAGUGGAGCAGAAAACUUUACCAUCUACAUCAAGAAUUUCAUCAGGUUUCCAAAGUUUGAAUUCUCUAAGUCUAACGUCCUUGAAACCUCUGACGACAGCUACUUGAAGAGAUGCUCCUAUGACAGAAAGGACCAUCCUUACUGCCCUAUCUUCCGCCUCGGAGAUCUUGUCAGCUGGACUGGACAUAACUUCCAGGACAUGGCUGGGAAGGGUGGGACUGUCGGGAUUCUUAUUGAGUGGAAAUGUGACCUGGAUAAGGACUCUUCACAGUGUAAUCCACAGUACAGCUUCACCCGUGUGGACAUGAACUUGAACGACUCAGUCACAUCAGGAUACAACUUCAGAUAUGCCAGGUAUUACAAGGAUCAAAAUGGUGAAACCUAUCGCACUUUGUAUAAAGUGUAUGGAAUUCGCUUCGAUAUAAUGAUCAAUGGCCAGGCUGGGAAAUUCAAUAUUGUUCCCACAAUAAUUGCCAUUGGCUCGGGUGUUGCUCUGCUGGGUGCAGGAGCCUUUGCAUGUGAUAUGAUACUACUGUACAUGAUGAACACGAGCUCCUUCUACCGAGAGAGGAAGUUUGAAAUCAUCAACUUCAAGAAAGACCGCACCAAGCACAAAGAUGGAAAGGCAGGACACCGGGAAAGGAGAAGCAGGAAACCAGUUGCAGAGAAAGAGGCUAGCAACUCCAUCAAACAGCCAGAGGAAACUGAACCCACCCAGAGCCGGCCAUCUGUGGAGAAACGGGGUCCGACCAUUCCACGCAACACAGGACAGCGAUACUCUGCCAUUCUCUCCACUCAAGGUCCAGAGCCAAGACAUCAUAUCACUUUCUCUUCACACAGUUAAGUUUGACAAAUCAUCCGCGGUGGUCUCGAUAAUGUUGCAGGAGUUGGAACCAAAAGUCAGACUGAUGUCCUCUUCUCACCUACUGGCACGACUGUUGGCAUGCCACUAGUGUGAUUGAUGCUUGCCUUGACUGAAAAUGUGUUGGUCCAGGGAAAUGUCAAUGUUCUGCACUGUGCAUGUGGGCCAGAUGUAGAGACACACAGGAUGGUGCUUUUGAGGGCUGGGUCAGGAACCAAAGGCGGAAUAUGGGAGAUUACAACAGGUUCAUAAAUAAUGAUAUCCAAAACUACUGUGAUAAGGCUGAUGCAAUUAGCAGAGGGACAUGAAAUUAUUCAUCUAAGAGUUUUAGUGAAUUGCCAAAUACAGAAUUCAUUGUGUCUGUUUUAUGUCAUAAAUUCAAUGCAUUCAGCUUCUUUGGCUGUUGAUCAGACUAAUUAUGUGUCAUUUCCAGUUUGAGUAAUAUACAGCAUGAUGGACCUUACUUUCGAUUUUCGCCAUUUUAAGUUAUAAAAAUUACAGCAAAAAUACUAGACGUAAUAGAUUCAUUGAAAAAUAAAAAAAUGAAGUGUAUUCUUCUAAAUCAGUCUGCAAAAUACCUUCUAAAUUCACUGUUUGAUCAUGAGACAAAUGAUUAUGUAAGCGUAUAGAGGAAAGAAAACUGUAAUGUGUAAGCAAUAUUUAAGAAAAAUGUGAACGGUCUUAAUUGUUCUUAUUUCACCUGGAUGAAUCUUGUACCUGUGCUAUGACAGGCAUUUGAACAUACUGUUAAAACACUGCUAAUUUGUUCCCCGCUCUGUGUCGAGUUGGCUGUGCUGAUUGUGACUUUGAUAUCUGCCGUGCAAUGGUACAACACAAUCAUAUUCACGUUAUUCACUUAUGGAGCUGUGGAAUGCGGUCUGUCGUGGGCUAUUGGUCUACUGUGAGUGGACGAGUUCACUGGUGAUGUACGGCCGACUGUUAAUGAAUGGAUGUUGAAGUGCAAAGACUCCCUUUCCUGUUUCUUGUUCCUGUUGCUAUUUUUUGAAUUUUCUUUAUUGUUGGAAACAUAUAUUUGACGUGUUUAUUUCAUUUCAACACUGCCUGAUAGACAAAGUGAUUAAUAAUGUAUACAAACAAUUCUUGCAGAAG